Entrophospora candida is the source of this 993-nucleotide messenger RNA. The record is from the annotation of a GenBank genome assembly. Lineage: Eukaryota; Fungi; Glomeromycota; Glomeromycetes; Entrophosporales; Entrophosporaceae.
AUGGAUAAAAAUGAUGAUGACAUCAAAAUAAUUCCUGUUAAAGACUUUAAAGAUAAAGAAAAAUGUCAUAGUAUUAGAUUUGAAGUAUUUGUUAAAGAGCAAAAUUGUUCACCUGAAGGAGAAAUUGAUGAAUAUGAUACAGAUCCAAAUUUAAAAAGAAAAUGUAAAAUAGGUAGACUUUCAGUAAUUAAACAAUAUAGAUCUCAAGGAAUUGGAACAAGAUUAUUGGAAGAAAUCGAGAAGUUUGGAUAUAAUGAAUUGAAAAUUUCAAAUUUUAUUUUACAUGCUCAAUUUGAUAAAAAAGAUUGGUAUGAACAAAGGGGUUAUAAAAUAUCAUUAUCAUCCAAAUAUAGCAACUGUAAUGAUAAUAAUUAUGAAAUAUUUUAUGAAGAGAAUAUUCCACACGUUAGAAUGGAAAAGCAAUUUACAAAUUUACAAUAUGAAAAAUCAAUACAAACACAUACAUCAAUGAAAGAAAAUGAAGGUUAUAUUAAACUAUACGAAGAUAGUAUAGAAUUAACAAAGGAUCAAAUCCAUUUUGUGGAUAUUCCAGGACAUGAGAAAUUACGUUUUAAAUUCACAGAUUUUAUACCAAUCACACAUGGAAUAGUUUUUUGUAUUGAUAGUUCAACUUUUACAAGAAACAUAAGAUCUAAUGCAGAGUAUUUGUAUGACAUAUUUUCAAAUAAAGAUGUAAAUAAAUUUAAGAUUAGAACAUUAAUAAUAUGCAAUAAGAGUGAUUUAAUAACAGCCUUGCCACCAGAACGUGUUAAAACAUUAUUGGAAAAUGAAAUUACACGCACAGCAGCUUUAGAUCAUCAAGGUUCACCAUCGAUGGAAGACGUUGACGAAAUGGAAUUCUUAGGUUAUGAGACGGAAGAUUUUAAAUUUGAACAUUUAGAAAAUGAUGUUGAAUUUAAAAAAUGUUCAGUGGAAAAUAAUGAAAUUUCCGAAAUUAAAUAUUGGAUUUCUGAUGUUUAUAAUGGAAAUUAA